AUGGCGAUCCAACUAUCUUUAACGCAGCUUCUGAAAUCAUGGGGCGUGGUUUCGACCGCUGUCGUCGGGCAGUCCAGUGGUGAGAUUGCUGCGGUUUUCGCCGCUGAAAUGCUCGACUUCGAUGACUAUGUGAGGGGAAGCAUCAUGGCAAUUGGCACUUGCAAAGAACACGCAGAGAAGAUGAUAGAACAGGUUCAUAGCGGGACUGUUGUCGUCGCCUGCAUCAACAGCGAUUUGAGCGUUACAGUUUCUGGAGACACUCACGCACCAGACGAACUGCAGACGUUGGUCGAGGACCAGGGCUUUUUCAAUCAGAAACUCUGGGUUGACGUGGCAUAUCACUCCCACCAUAUGUGUCCCGUCAAAGGAAUCGGUUACCUCUCCGAGAGAAAGGGAACUGAAAGGAAGUCCUUGACACACUCGAAACCCAGGGAGUCGAAGAAGAAGAACUUCAUGCUCUUUUGGCUGGAGCAAUUAGUGGCAAGAUGCCCAGCACCUGCAACUGCUGUCAAGAAGGCUGGCAAACGAGAAGCCGCACAAGCAUUGGUCAUGGAUGCUCUAGCUCACAAAAUGUCUACCUUGCUCAUGGUUUCUUUGGAGGAUAUAAUUCCUUCCAAAUCGAUCUCCUCCUACGGAUUAAACUCGCUCGUUGCCAUCGAGGUACGAAACUGGGUUUUCCGUGAACUGGAAUCCUAUCUGCAAAUCAUGGAGAUCGUUAGCGCUCCGUCUUUGGUUUAUUUGGCAGAUCGUAUGAUUUGA
Messenger RNA from Aspergillus caelatus, 759 nucleotides. RefSeq lists its product as uncharacterized. Gene Ontology annotation, molecular function: fatty acid synthase activity; phosphopantetheine binding. The record is from RefSeq and is a predicted model, not a curated record. Gene Ontology annotation, biological process: fatty acid biosynthetic process; secondary metabolite biosynthetic process. Bases 1 to 759 code for a protein of 252 amino acids. NCBI's taxonomy places the organism in Eukaryota, Fungi, Ascomycota, Eurotiomycetes, Eurotiales, Aspergillaceae. The transcript has 3 exons.